AUAUUUUGUUAAUCAUUAUAGGUAAAGAUGAAGAAGAUAAAUCAUCAUAAAGCAGAAGUAACAGAGAAAGUUCCCCGAGUACACCACAACCAAUGCCACCAAAUGAACUUGUCCUAAAACAGAACCAUCAGAUAAUAUAUCAAAUGGUCUCAUCACAAGGUCAGACUGGCAGUGCUAUGUUAAUAUCAACCCUCAAUGACGAAGAUGAUGAUGUCAUAGCUUCAGAUCAGUCAGUCAGCGAACAGCAUCAAGUAAAGUUACUACGGCAACAAGUAGAACAUGAACACCAGCAGACACAGGUGGCUGUAGCACAGGUUCAUCUCAUUAAAGAACAGCUAGCUGCUGAAACAGCUGCAAGGAUUGAAUCACAGGCACGUACACAUCAGUCAGCUGUUAUUACAGAACCGUGAUUUAUUGGACCAUAUGAAACAGAUAUUGUCGCGCUUGCAGACACUCGAAAUGCAGGCCA
This is a messenger RNA of Ruditapes philippinarum (Manila clam), 469 nucleotides long. RefSeq names its product carboxyl-terminal PDZ ligand of neuronal nitric oxide synthase protein-like. The record is from RefSeq and is a predicted model, not a curated record. The transcript is spliced from 3 exons. NCBI's taxonomy places the organism in Eukaryota, Metazoa, Mollusca, Bivalvia, Venerida, Veneridae. Bases 93 to 410 code for a protein of 105 amino acids.